GUAUCUGACAACAAAGUGAUUAUUCUUGGCAAAGAAGCUGGUGUUGCCCUAAUGCGUUUAUUUAUUGUUAGUGGAGUUUUAAAAAAGGAAAAGGAGAGGUUUGAUUAGGUGGUUUAGUUAAUGCAGUUUAAAGUCGUUUGAGUGGGGGCUUUUUACAAAUUAAACAUGCUACUCUGCUUCGCCCUAUAAGCAUCCUAGGAGCCUGUGCUUACCAAUCAAUUGGUACAGUCAAACAGAGCCGCAGCCUGCGUUAGAGUGGAGACCUUCAGUCUCGCUUUAUUUCUGGAUAUUGGGGGACUUCUCUACCAUGUCAUAUCCACAAUUUGGAUAUCCCUAUUCGUCUGCUCCACAAUUCCUGAUGACAACUAACUCUCUGACCACUUGCUGCGAGUCCACCGGCAGAUCCAUAGCCGACUCCGGAGUAGCGGCUUCCGGACAGACACCUGUCUACUGUCCCGUGUAUGAGAGUCGGCUGCUGGCCACGGCGAGACACGAGCUGAGCUCAGCCGCUGCGCUGGGAGUGUACGGGAGCCCUUACACCAGUGGUCAAGGCUAUGGGAAUUACGUUACAUAUGGCACGGACGCAUCCGCUUUCUACUCACUGGGUACAUUUGAUACUAAAGAUGCCACAGCUUCUGCGCAUGCGGGAAUAACCCAGGCAACAGCUUACUACCCCUAUGAUCCUACCUUGGGGCAGUAUCAGUAUGACAGAUAUGGCUCCAUGGAUGGGGGAACAAGGCGAAAGAAUGCUACACGAGAGACGACCAGCACACUGAAGGCCUGGCUACAGGAGCACAGGAAGAACCCAUAUCCGACAAAAGGAGAGAAGAUCAUGCUGGCCAUUAUCACUAAAAUGACCCUGACGCAGGUCUCCACCUGGUUCGCAAAUGCUAGAAGGAGGCUCAAGAAGGAGAACAAGAUGACAUGGCCGCCGAGAAACAAGGGCUCAGAGGAGAAAAGAUAUGACGAUGAUGAGGAUGGAUCUCAAGAGGAGCAGAUAAAAAGCGAGAACAAUGACGAUGAGACCAGAAGCCGGCCCGACAAGGACCUCCAGUUGAGCGACUUGGACGAUUUCGACACGCUGGAGUCUGAAAGCUCUGAGUGUGACCUGAAGCACCGAUAUCACAUGAACACACACAUGACCACAACAACAACCGACUGCCCAGGCGAACACCUCCUCAAGGACGCGUCUCUGAAACUCUCCAUCCCCGUUUCUCUCGGAGAGGAGCAGGACUUGAGCAAGAGUUGUCUCAAAACGAAUCAAAACGACGGCUUCCAGUCGGACAGCAGACAGCAGGAAAAGGCGUGCUAUAAUCAGCAGCAAGGGCACCAGAUAUUAGACGGCAAACCUCGGAUCUGGUCUUUGGCGCAGACCGCGACGUCUCUGAACCAAACUGAGUACCCAUCCUGUAUGCUGAGGUGCCAGCCCCCGCCCUCCUCCCUCACUCCGUCCCCAGCCGCUACCUCACCCGUGACCGGCCUGGACAGGCAGGACUCGCCGGUCACAACCCUGAGAAACUGGGUGGACGGGGUUUUCCACGACCCCUUGUUCAGGCACAGCACUUUGAGCCAAGCCCUGACCAACACCACCGUCUCUUGGACCACGAACACCAAAGGCACAAUUCUGGAGGCUGAGAGAAGCACGUCGGCCUUGCAGCAGCAUCAAAACUCCUCCAAAGACAGUGCCAUGAGUUUUCCAAAAACUAUCAAUAAACUUUUCUGCUCCUAACAAAACCAAAUGAUCCUUUAUUGCAAAGAGAGUGGAAGACUUUUUGUGACUAAAACUCGGAUGGAAGAAAAAAGAAAAGAAAAGAGAGAGAGAACUAUUGCGUGUCUAUGAUUCCCUUGUUAUGUUUUAUUCUUUAUUAAAACAGUUGUAGCCAUAAACUGUUACACUCGAGUUACAGAAGGGAAACAUUUCGAUUCAACGCACGCACAAAAAUGUAUAACAAAGUUUACAUCUUGGGAAAAAAAACAACAACAAAAAAAAAUGUAGGCCUAAGCUUUUUCCUUUUAAUUUUUUUCUUUAAUAUAUGCGCAUGCUAAUGUAAUUGAAUAUUAUUUAGGUCUCAGCAGCUGAGUAUCACCAAUAAAAAAAAUAAGUCUCACUAAUGCACUGCUCUCCUUGGGAGUGGAUGAGAGCGUUUCAACUUUGUUCACUGAAAAAUAAAAACAGUCGGUUUCUGAAGAGCGCUUGUGAUGUCGGGUUAAUGGUAAGAGUUGCUGUCUAUGGUGCUGAACCAGGCCGUUCCCCCUUCUGCUCUACUUUUGCGUUUGCUUUUAUCUAAAACAAUGACUUCACCCUUCCCCCGCAAUAUGGGGCCUGCUGCAAGGCUGAGGGGAGAAAACAUUUUUAAAAGCAUCCUGCAGUUUAAAACAGCACUCCCAUCACUCCUAAACCAUAAAAUACUCUCACGAUUUAACAUCUCGCACCCUCUUUUUUCUUCAGAAAACACUCACUCUUGUGCAAUGACGGGAAGAAAAUGAGGCAGCUCAUCCCCACAAGACAGAACAAUAUCAGUAUCUAAGAUCUGCCUCAUUAAUUCCCUCUAAACAGGCUGUAAUUGGGAUGUUCACAGUCAUAUCUCAUGUCGGGCUAUUGAUUUCCCCUCUCUGCUCUCUGAUAAUAUUAUCGAAAUAUCUCAACAUCUUCCAUGAUGCGGCUGUCAGAAGGGUAAGUUAUUCGCCAUACGUCCGUUAAUGGGUUCAAAACGGAGGCCCCGUGAAAUAAUUUUGAAGUGAGGAGUUUUCGCUUUGACACUAACCCCUCAAUUUUCCUGGAGACGGGGGUGGGGGGUCCGGCAGAAAAACAGCGCGGAUGCUGAUUCCUCCGCUGAAAAGUGAAAGGGCUUUUACGAAAGAGGCACUCACGUCGUCUGGAAGUGAAAAGGGCAAAGGAACUCGAAUUAGUUGUUGUAGAUAAAAGGGCAAAAAGAAAGGAGUCAAGGGUACUUGACAGUAAUGGCGAAAGAGGAGCUCUCCGGGGACUCUGUCCUGUGAGGAGGGAGUGGGGUGUGGUGGUGGUGUGGAGGGGCUUCGGUGAUGAAUUUUAAUGGGAAAAGCACCAACGAUCGAGAUCACCCCCGCCCUCCCCGCGCCCCUUUAAAAGAAAGUGCAACGGUGGACAAAAGAAAUUUUCUAUAUAACGCUUGUAUUUUUUAUUUAUUUAUUUAUUUAUUUUCUUUCUUUCUUGGGCCGAAAAAAAACCUUG
Messenger RNA from Pelmatolapia mariae (spotted tilapia), 3211 nucleotides. RefSeq names its product iroquois homeobox 4a (gene irx4a). The record is from RefSeq and is a predicted model, not a curated record. NCBI's taxonomy places the organism in Eukaryota, Metazoa, Chordata, Actinopteri, Cichliformes, Cichlidae. Gene Ontology annotation, cellular component: nucleus. Gene Ontology annotation, biological process: neuron differentiation; cell development; regulation of transcription by RNA polymerase II. Bases 308 to 1729 code for a protein of 473 amino acids. Gene Ontology annotation, molecular function: DNA-binding transcription factor activity, RNA polymerase II-specific; RNA polymerase II cis-regulatory region sequence-specific DNA binding. The transcript has 5 exons.